AUGCCGCAAACUCCACAUCCACGUUUCCUGCUUGUGACCUACAAUACUGACAUUGAAGCUGGCUGUGCCAUACCCAUGUACCAACCUAGACAUGUAGCAUGGGCAGUACCGAUUCCCGAAGGUGAGAAAGACAACAUUUGGCGCCUAGUGACUGCAGCUACACAGCCGUGGGCCCUUGUGCGACUUGAAUCGAGACCAUUGCGAACGUGGUCAUGCCUCCGCCUUGUGCUACUGACUCGAGACGAUGGCAAACAUGCUUCCGCCAUUACUUCUGACCUCGGUCAACCACGCGUUCGCUGCGCCUUCUCCAUUGCGCUGCCAUUGACGGACGCCCUUUGUGUUGUGUUUUCCUUUUCUGAGAAUACGUCGAACAAUCCUGCACAUGCGGUCGGUAAGGUAUCGCUCCGAUACUUCGUCAAAGACCCCAUGUACUCGGGGAGACCGCCUAUCCCUUUACAAGUCCGGAUCCUCCGCUGCAGUUCAAUCAAUACUUUUACCCAUAUCUCUUCACAAGAAGCACCGACGCACGCCGACGACGCCCGCCCUCAGUCAUCAAUCGAGAACAACAUAUGGCAUUGGGUCAACAGGAGGCUCAAAGUUCGUUUGUGCCGUGUCCCGGUUGAAGCAGCCGCGCUUCUUGUUCGACAAGUGAAUGAGCUGAGGUAUGUUUAUGCAAUAUCCAUGCACUGGUCCACGAAGACCAUUCAUGAACAAGAUGCCCAUGAACAAGAUACAGUACUUGCAACAAAGAUUUCAUUGCCAGUGCCACCUUCAUCGAUCCACCUUCGCAUCAGCGAUAAGAGCGUGGUUUCGUUUGCAUCUCGAAAUUCAGCGUCGCCCACCAAAAGUUUGAGGAACUUCAGGCCCAUUCCAUCGCCAGCGACGACAACCCCACACCCACCGAAACAACCCCCAAUAAUCAUUCGACAUGUCUGGAAAGCUCGUGGUUCUACCUCCGGUAACAAGCUGAAGAUGACGCUUGGUCUGCCAGUCGGCGCCGUCAUGAACUGCUGCGACAACUCGGGAGCCCGCAACCUGUACAUCAUCUCCGUCAAGGGUAUUGGUGCGCGUCUUAACCGCCUGCCUGCCGGUGGCGCUGGUGACAUGGUCAUGGCAACUGUCAAGAAGGGAAAGCCUGAGCUCAGGAAGAAGGUCAUGCCCGCCGUCAUUGUCCGCCAGAGCAAGCCAUGGAGGCGAGCGGACGGUGUCUUCCUCUACUUCGAGGACAACGCCGGUGUCAUUGUCAACCCCAAGGGUGAAAUGAAGGGCUCUGCCAUUACCGGACCUGUCGCAAAGGAGGCUGCUGAGCUGUGGCCGCGUAUUGCGUCCAACUCUGGUGUGGUCAUGUGA
Messenger RNA from Plenodomus lingam JN3, 1350 nucleotides. RefSeq names its product 60S ribosomal uL14 domain-containing protein (gene RPL23A). Gene Ontology annotation, biological process: translation. Gene Ontology annotation, molecular function: structural constituent of ribosome; large ribosomal subunit rRNA binding. The record is from RefSeq and is a predicted model, not a curated record. Gene Ontology annotation, cellular component: ribosome; cytosolic large ribosomal subunit. Lineage: Eukaryota; Fungi; Ascomycota; Dothideomycetes; Pleosporales; Leptosphaeriaceae.